GAACUCUUAGGCUUCGUAGGACUUAUACGCUUCAAGAAAACAAUCCUCGGCGAUUUUUAGUAGGGACUAUUAAAAAUUGCGAACUCAAGAACUAUCUCGCCACUUUGCAUCUAUCAGCAAUAGCUAUUUCCGUUUAUUUAUUCAGAAGAGUAAACCUCGAGUAACCGGCACUUCUUCCAAGAUGGCCGACCCAGACAACCUAGAAGAGGAAGGCAUUGAUAGUGACAGACUGGCUGCAUAUCGGGCUGAGCCAGUAACGGAACUAGCCAUUAUGAUCACUGAAAGUGAUGAUGACGACGAAGGCAGAGGCAUUGUGGCAACAUACAUGUUUAUGAGAAAUGCGUUAGGAAAACUCAACAUUAACGAACAAGACAAGCUAGGCUUCACCGCGUUGCACUAUGCAGUCACGCAGAAGAAACUGGGAAUGGUAAAACUACUGGUCAAGUAUGGAACUUCUUUGGAGGUUAAAGACGCUCUCGGAUUCACUCCGCUGUUCUAUGCUUGUGGCAGGGCAGCAAAUGUAGAAAUUGCCAAGUAUCUUAUCGAAGAGUGCAAAGCUUCCUUUGUUUCUAGAACGUAUGCUGGAAUGACCUGUUUGCAUUGCGCGGCCUUUGUUGGUGCUACAGAUGUUGUUAAACUUCUCUUAAAACAUGGUGCUGAUCCUCAAGCUACAUGCAAUGAAGGAAAAACACCAUUUGAUCAGGCGAGGACUUCACCCGAGAUAAGGUUAUUGCUGCACAAGGCAAACAGAGAUGCUGAUUCUUCUGCUGCUAAGAGAGCAGCAAGCUGUGCUAACUGUGGAAAAGUCGUUGAGAAGAUGAAGCGCUGCGGCAGGUGUCGUGUCACUUUGUACUGUGGCAAGGAAUGUCAGAAAGAACACUGGAAGAAAGGAGGGCAUAAGCAGAGAUGUGAAGAGGGUGUGUUGGCUCAUCCCAGCCGAUAUCCCUACAUGACAACUGUUAGUAAUGUGCUCAAAGCUGACCGACCGACUCUGUCUAUGAGUGGUGGAAAGACAGAGGAGUGUGUUGCCUCUCAGUCCAGUGUCCCAGCUAACAAGUCAUUUGUUGUAAAAGUACAAAGGCCUGUUACUACUGCAGAUCCUGAUGCCCCAAAAGACUUAAUGGUUUACAAUGUUGACAAAUCUGUGCAUGUUUUUAUUCGGGAAGAAACACCAGGCUAUGCAAGCCUCGUGAAGAAGAUUACAGAGGAAGGGAUUUUUGGCUUGAAAGCCUUCUUCUGGGCGGAGAAGGCACCUGAGUUAGGCACAGGUGUAAUAAAGGUGUUUCCCGGCCAGUUCGCGCCACAGCAAGACUGGUGAAAACUAAAGGGUGAACACUAUGGGUAUGAAGAGUCUAAGAUCAAAUGGCAGAAAAACACAGUGUGUAAACAGGCAAAUAAAGAGUUUGAUGUAAGAAAUUCA
Messenger RNA from Orbicella faveolata, 1420 nucleotides. RefSeq lists its product as uncharacterized. The record is from RefSeq and is a predicted model, not a curated record. Gene Ontology annotation, biological process: protein K6-linked ubiquitination. Gene Ontology annotation, molecular function: protein binding; ubiquitin-protein transferase activity. Gene Ontology annotation, cellular component: BRCA1-BARD1 complex; BRCA1-A complex. NCBI's taxonomy places the organism in Eukaryota, Metazoa, Cnidaria, Anthozoa, Scleractinia, Merulinidae.